CUCUCAGCUCGGUUUCGACACGCGAUGCCGAGAGAUCGUGACCCUCUAGUCGUCGGGAGAGUGAUCGGCGACGUCAUCGACUCGUUCUCGAGGUCCAUCUCGAUUAGGGUUGUUUACAACUCGAGGGAAGUUAAGAAUGGCUGUGAGCUCAAACCCUGUCAAGCUAUCAACAAGCCAAGAGUUGAGAUUGGUGGCACUGACCUUCGCACCUUCUUCACUUUGGUUAUGGUGGAUCCCGACGCUCCUAGCCCUAGCGAUCCCAAUCUAAGAGAAUACUUGCAUUGGUUAGUGACCGAUAUUCCAGCUACAACCGAGGCAACCUUUGGACAAGAGAUAGUGUGCUACGAGAAUCCAAGACCAACGGCGGGUAUCCACCGUUUUGUGCUGGUCUUGUUCCGGCAGCUCGGAAGGCAAACGGUGUACGCUCCUGGGUGGCGCCAGAACUUCAACACCAGACACUUUGCAGAGCUUUACAAUCUUGGUUCGCCGGUCGCCGCCGUUUACUUCAAUUGCCAAAGGGAAAAUGGCUCCGGUGGAAGGAGAAGAGCCGGCGAUGAAUGUUCAUAAAACCACUUCACUUCACAUUAAAUUAUCAAACAAUAUUAUAUUGUAAUAACAAACUUUCAUGUUUGUGUCUAAUAAUUAGUGGUUAUAAUCAAAAGGGUUUUUAA
Molecule: messenger RNA, 671 nt
Organism: Cucurbita pepo subsp. pepo (vegetable marrow)
Lineage: Eukaryota; Viridiplantae; Streptophyta; Magnoliopsida; Cucurbitales; Cucurbitaceae
Product: protein HEADING DATE 3A
Source: RefSeq, a predicted model, not a curated record